Messenger RNA from Hyaloscypha bicolor E, 708 nucleotides. Its product is annotated as putative vacuolar protein sorting-associated protein 28. The transcript is spliced from 3 exons. Lineage: Eukaryota; Fungi; Ascomycota; Leotiomycetes; Helotiales; Hyaloscyphaceae. Gene Ontology annotation, cellular component: ESCRT I complex. Gene Ontology annotation, molecular function: protein-containing complex binding. Bases 1 to 708 code for a protein of 235 amino acids. Gene Ontology annotation, biological process: protein transport to vacuole involved in ubiquitin-dependent protein catabolic process via the multivesicular body sorting pathway. The record is from RefSeq and is a predicted model, not a curated record.
AUGUAUCAAACUCGGCAGGCGUAUGCGCCUACACCCCACAGUUAUGUGCCAAAUACCGCUUUCUCAGCCACGAUAAAUCUUGACGAGGAGGUGAAACUUGCAGAAACGAGAGCCGAACGAGAUCUUCAGGACUCUCUUGCCGAAGUAUUCAGCAUCAUAAUCACCUUAGACGAACUCGAGAAAGCCUAUCUGAAAGAUGCCAUACCCGAGGCUGACUAUACCGAAAUAUGCGAUCGAUUGCUGAAGCAAUACAAAGCGAUAUUGACAGACGAGGCUGUGUCGAGGGAAUUCGUGGACCUCGAAACCUUUAAGAAUGAGUGGGAUAUGGAAGUUCCGCGAGCAACGGAGAGAAUCAGAAUUGGCCUUCCCAGCACAGUAACCGCGCCGUCCAUCAACACGGCAGCGACGAGCAAUAAUGGGACGAAUGGUACCCUCAUUCUUGAAGCAACACAGGACUUCAUUACCUUCCUCGAUGCACUCAAGCUAGGGCUUUUGGAGAAACACCAAUUACACCCCUUACUUUCGGAUGUCAUUCAGAGUGUGAACAAGGUUACAGAUAGAGACUUCGAUGGGAGGGGAAAGAUCGUACAGUGGUUAAUUGCGUUGAACCAGAUGAAAGCGACGGAGGAGAUCAGCGAGGAUCAGGCACGGGAGUUGGAACUAGACAUGAAUUCGGCUUACCAAGGAUUCAAGGCUACCUUGAAGUGA